AUGAUCAACAGAAGACCCAAGAACAAGAACAACAGGAGACCCAAGAACAUGAACAACAGGAGACCCAAGAACAUGAACAACAGGAGACCCAAGAACAUGAACAACAAGAUACCCAAGAACAUGAACAACAGGAGACCCAAGAACAUGAACAACAGGAGACCCAAGAAUAUGAACAACAGGAGACCCAAGAAUAUGAACAACAGGAGACCCAAGAACAUGAACAACAGGAGACCCAAGAACAUGAACAACAGGAGACCCAAUAACAACAGGAGACCCAAUAACAACAGGAGACCCAAGAACAUGAACAACAGGAGACCCAAUAACAACAGGAGACCCAAGAACAUGAACAACAGGAGACCCAAUAACAACAGGAGAACCAAGAACAUGAACAACAGGAGACCCAAUAACAACAGGAGACCCAAGAACAUGAACAACAGGAGACCCAAGAACAUGAACAACAGGAGACCCAAUAACAACAGGAGACCCAAGAACAUGAACAACAGUAGACCCAAGAACAACAGGAGACCCAAGAACAUGAACAACAGGAGACCCAAGAACAUGAACAUUAGGAGACCCAAUAACAACAGGAGACCCAAGAACAUGAACAACAGGAGACCCAAUAACAACAUUAGGCCCAAGAACAAGAACAACAGGAGACCCAAGAACAAGAACAACAGGAGACCCAAGAACAUGAACAACAGGAGACCCAAGAACAAGAACAACAGGAGACCCAAGAACAUGAACAACAGGAGACCCAAGAACAUGAACAACAGGAGACCCAAGAACAUGAACAACAGGAGACCCAAGAACAUGAACAACAGGAGACCCAAGAACAAGAACAACAGGAGACCCAAGAACAAGAACAACAGGAGACCCGAGAACAUGAAAGGGGCAAACAGAGCAAGAACAGGAAUUCUCCAUGAAACUUCAUAA
This is a messenger RNA of Procambarus clarkii (red swamp crayfish), 933 nucleotides long. RefSeq lists its product as uncharacterized. NCBI's taxonomy places the organism in Eukaryota, Metazoa, Arthropoda, Malacostraca, Decapoda, Cambaridae. The record is from RefSeq and is a predicted model, not a curated record.